AUGGUCUCUAAUCAGAAUUUACGUUUAGAUGGACUACGUGUCUUUCGAGUGCCCGGAUGGAUUUGUUUUCGAAGGUUCCACGAACAUCACGCAUUAUGCAGUUUGUCACAACUGGAGUACCAAUACUUGUUCGACAAAUCGGCUAAAUGCGAGCCCGUGGUUUGCCCUUGUCCUCCUUGGUUCGCCAAUAACUCGAUAGAGGGUACAUCAGAUUGGCACAAUGAAGGCGGUGCAACCAAGUGCCCAGAGGACCAAUCUGUACUCUAUGGUACUAAUGUGACGUACACGUGUCCAGAAGGAUAUGUCUUUGAAACACCCCAGUUGAUAGCUUUCCAAGAGGAAACGAGUGUUUUGACGCUAACAUGUGAAAAAUACGCUGAUUGGAGCUUAGGCGUGAAGCCCAAAUGUAUCCCCGUCAACUGCACAAGUGACCCACCCAGGGUGAAUAAUGACGACAGAGGCUGGUACGAUUGGGAUCUGGCGGUGAGGAACAAAAGCUAUCUGCAUGAAAUCACCUACAGUUGUCCGUUGAAAUAUUGGGGAUUUCCAAGCACUGGCAAAAACACCAAGACCAUUUUUUGCUUAUCUUCAAAGGCAUGGAGCGAGACAGACAUCGAAAAAUGUGUUCAACUCCCAUGCAAAGAAGCUCCCCCUCCUCCACCCGAGGGUGGUUGGUCGUGGUUCGAGUUCGACUACUCGAGAUACAGGUGCCCCAAUGGAUUUAUGUUUGAAGAUGGUUCGUUUCCUUACUGGUAUGCCAAUUGCUCCGCCAACCGGAAAUGGAACCCUAGCAAGAUUCAACCUUGCAUUCCGAGGACAUGUGCUGAAAACCCUCCCCAACCAUUCAUGAACAUGGUUCAAGAUUGGCCGAAGGACAGCCUUAAAUUGGGAACCACUGUGGAAUACCAAUGCUCGGUCAAUCGAGUGACCGAGAAGGAGCAAGUCACAAGUCAAUAUUCUCAAUGCAUAUGGAGCAAAGACACUGAUGAGCUGAUUUGGUUCCCGAGGGAAGUGCAACCUUGUUCAGGCAAGAUAAUAUCUUUAGCGUUUAUCGAGAUUUUUUAUUUCAUUCCCAUCCAUUCUCUCGAGGCCAACACGCAUAAAUCGCCGCUUUUGCGUGAGAAGCUUGAAAAUUCGGUAAUAAUUUCCUAACAUUUAAUGAUCCUUGAAAGGCGCCGUCCGACUGAUUCACAAGUCCAUUUUUUGAACUUUUUUUCGCAUGACUUUGUUCGUGAUUAGCUGAUUAUCAUUUUUGCACAGUUUUGGAGUGAUGAUUUUUGUUUGUUUUAGAGGUAAUGCGGAUUCAUUCCAGAUGCUGGACAAAUUUUGAAGACCUCUGGAUGACGAAAACAGUGGAUAGGCAAAAAAUCCAUUUAGGUCUUUUGUAGGACCUCGAUCUCUUUGACUUGUUAAACUACCAAAACCCAACAUAUUGCCAUUGAGGCAUAACCGGCGUGAUGCUUCAUAUUUACUUUAUUCAUUUUUGAACUAGUUAUUACACAGAAGCAUUAUUCCUUGUGAAAACUAGGGACCCUGAAUGCAGAGACGCGGGAGCAUUCCCUAAAACUACUCCUUGGGAGGCUCGAUAAGUGUCGCCGUUAACCUGAGAACAUAUUUUUCUUCUGCCUUCAUACUUGCGACGACUUUUCGAGCUUUCUCUGAAGGUGAUUUUAUUUGUAGGUGAUGCCAGGACAUUGUUAUAUUCUCAUGUUUGUCUCCUUUCUCCUUCGUGGUAUUCUUGUUUUAUUGGUCUAAUAAACCUACACUUGAUAUCGAAUAACCAGUGAGAUACCAUCGUAAGCCUCCACCGCC
Tigriopus californicus is the source of this 1812-nucleotide messenger RNA. Its product is annotated as sushi, von Willebrand factor type A, EGF and pentraxin domain-containing protein 1-like. The record is from RefSeq and is a predicted model, not a curated record. Lineage: Eukaryota; Metazoa; Arthropoda; Copepoda; Harpacticoida; Harpacticidae. The coding region runs from base 1 to 1152 and encodes 383 amino acids. The transcript has 7 exons.